Messenger RNA from Racocetra persica, 137 nucleotides. The record is from the annotation of a GenBank genome assembly. NCBI's taxonomy places the organism in Eukaryota, Fungi, Glomeromycota, Glomeromycetes, Diversisporales, Gigasporaceae.
AAAUAGUAGCAAAUGAAUAUAAUAGCUCAGGUGAAGGUAAUGCUGUUUUGCAAAAGUAUAACACAUAUAUUGAAAGUAUAUUCAUCCUCUGUAUUAUAAUGGAUUUAAUGUAUCGAGUCUAUGAGAAAUUGUCACAG